GGCCGCGAUGGAGGAGUGAGGGCGGCGGGCAGGGAGCGGCCGUCCGCGGCGCUAUGGAGACGGUGCAGCUGAGGAACCCGCGGCGGCAGCUGAAGAAGUUGGAUGAAGACAGCUUAACCAAACAGCCUGAAGAAGUAUUUGAUGUAUUGGAGAAGCUUGGAGAAGGUUCCUAUGGCAGUGUGUUCAAAGCUAUUCAUAAAGAGACGGGUCAGGUGGUUGCAAUCAAACAGGUUCCUGUGGAGUCUGACCUGCAAGAGAUUAUAAAGGAGAUAUCCAUAAUGCAGCAGUGUGACAGCCCUCAUGUGGUGAAAUAUUACGGCAGCUACUUCAAGAACACAGACCUGUGGAUCGUCAUGGAAUACUGCGGCGCUGGAUCCGUGUCUGAUAUUAUUCGGUUACGAAAUAAAACUCUUACAGAGGAGGAAAUUGCUACGAUAGUACAAUCAACGCUGAAAGGGCUGGAGUACCUGCAUUUUAUGAGGAAAAUACAUAGAGAUAUCAAAGCUGGAAAUAUAUUGCUAAAUACAGAGGGACAUGCUAAGCUUGCAGAUUUUGGAGUGGCAGGACAACUCACAGAUACCAUGGCAAAACGGAACACAGUUAUAGGGACCCCGUUUUGGAUGGCUCCAGAAGUGAUUCAAGAGAUUGGAUACAAUUGUGUUGCAGACAUCUGGUCACUGGGAAUCACUGCAAUAGAAAUGGCUGAAGGCAAACCACCAUAUGCAGAUAUUCAUCCUAUGAGGGCAAUUUUCAUGAUUCCUACCAAUCCGCCUCCAACGUUUCGGAAACCAGAGCUCUGGUCGGAUGCUUUCACAGACUUCGUGAAGCAGUGUCUUGUCAAGAGCCCUGAGCAGCGUGCUACUGCAACACAGCUUCUGCAGCACCCAUUUGUUAAAAGUGCCAAAGGAGCAUCAAUUCUGCGCGAUUUGAUUAACGAAGCGAUGGAUAUCAAACUGAAACGCCAGGAGGCACAACAGCGUGAGCUGGAUCAAGAAGAUGAAGAAAAUUCAGAGGAAGAUGAAACUGAUUCAGGUACCAUGGUGAGGGCAAGUGGAGAUGAAACUGGUACCAUCAGAGUGGUCAACACAAUGAGCGAUGGAGCCAACACCAUGAUAGAACACGAUGGCACCUUGGAAUCCCAGUUGGGUACAAUGGUCAUAAACACCGAAGAUGAAGAGGAGGAGGGCACCAUGAAAAGGAGGGAUGAAACAAUGCAGCCAGCCAGACCAUCAUUCCUGGAAUAUUUUGAGCAGAAAGCAAAGGAGAAUCAAGUCAAUAGCUUUGGGAAGAAUGUAUCUGGCCAGACAAAAAACUCAUCUGAUUGGAAAGUACCACAGGAUGGAGACUACGAGUUUCUGAAGACAUGGAGUGUGGAUGAGCUGCAGAGGAGGCUGUCAGCGCUGGACCCCAUGAUGGAGCAGGAGAUCGAGGAGAUCCGCCAGAAGUACCAGUCCAAGCGGCAGCCCAUCCUCGAUGCCAUUGAAGCCAAGAAGCGGCGGCAGCAGAACUUCUGAGCCACGGGUAGAAUGUCCUUCCAGCCUCCAGCAAUCAGCUCCUUGCUUCUGUGACUACUGAACAGGUUGAUUUCUAUUGAAAUACGCUAGCAAAAUAGAGGGCAAUACUUCUGCUCAUUUAUUUUUCCAUAGCACCUUUGUGAACUCAGGAAUGCCAUUAAGUGGAGAAUCCUUGUGGUGUGUUUUAAUUUAGGCACAUAUUUAAAGCAGUAUCCGAAGGAGUUCUGUUACUGUUUUUAGAUGGAUUAUUUUUAAGUCAGAUGAGUGGAUAGAAAUAGACCAAUGGAAGAUGGCUCACUCUCUUUUCAACUGAACCUUUCCAUACUCCGUUUUAAGUUAAUAUGAAUUGUGUAUUUAAUGGCUGCAUCUGUUGUGGGUUUUUUUUUAUUGUUUUUGUUGUUCUUUGUGAAUGCACAGACUCUGUUUCAAGCUGAUGACUGUAUGGUUCUGCUGUUAAGGUACUGAUAAGUUUUAGGUCGUUGAAGAGAGUAGAUGAGAACACCUACAGACUGUCCCAGCUGUUUGGAAGGCACUUAAAUCUCAUUUUUAAAAAGCUGUAAUAAGCCCCAUGCCUUACACUUUGUGCUUUGAUCGAGUGGGAUUUCUUCAAGAACUUGUUUUUGUCCUUUGCUUGUGUACGUUAGGAAUUAGUAUGAGUAGAUGAAGUGUGUUGUGCCUCCAGGAGAAGUUACAUUCUGUAAUUUAAAGCCCACUUUGACUUAAAGCCGAAAGCCAAUCAAUGAUCUGACCUAAAACAAAGCAGAUUCCCCUCCGUCUGUCCUUCUGCUGACAGCAGAGUGCUGGGAGGGCAUGGUGUGUGAAUGGGUGGAAGUCAUUGAACCUCUCUCAGAAUUUGGUACUUCUGCUGUGUCUGAGAGCACUGCAAGGACUCUGCAGUGUGUGAAAUAUUUCAUACGCUUCAUCAUUUCACAUUUACCUCUUUAGGUGCUGGAAUAAAAACUUCACAAUACUUUGCAUUUCUGCCAGGCUUAGCACGUCAGAAAGUUAAACAGAAAGCAGACAUUCGUUGGGUUAUCAGAGAUGUGCAUUGUUGGAUGGAGUGGGGGCAGAGCUGAUCCAGAGAGGCCAAUGGCUGAUGUCCCAAUAGCCAAUGUCUGGGAAGAGAUUCAUUCUGUUCAGUCCCUCUGAGUGCUCCUUUCUCAUUAAAUUUCCCGACACGGGUCUAUGGCUGAAGAUGCCCUGCUUGUACAAUCAGUGAGGAUGGUGCACUUCGCUCCCACUGGUGGAGCUGAGGAGGAAACUGAAGCAGCGUGAGGUGAGCCCAGAUCUGGGCACAGAGCGAGUGAUGCCUCUGCACAGCUUUAGGUGUACCUAGCUUAUGAUGAAAUAUUUGGACAGAACCACGUAUUCCUACCGAUUUGUUUUUGUUAUGCUCUGAUGGAGAGAAGAGUUUCCAUGCAAUCCUCUGAAACAGGCCUUGGUGCUUCCCGCAGGUCAUUAAACAGCACUGUCUCCUGAAUCAAAUGCUGCUCAUUCCAUGCCUCGAGAGGCUCUCAUUCCCUGCUUGCAGCAGACUGCUGACUACUGUUAACAGGCAUACUCCAUUGCUGUGAAAGGAACCAAGCCAUUUGUACCCCCUGCAGAUCUGGCUGCAUCGGUUCGUCCCAGGGUGAGCAGCACUGCUCUGCAAGCCUGCUUUGUACCUCUGGUGGGCAUAGAGAUGUGGCACGUGGCAAACCGUGCGCUGCUGGGUGUAAUUCCGGUCAGGCAGAUCCUGCUGGGAGUAGUUUUACCUCUGCACUGUGUAGGUAACUUUCUGGUCAUCGUAGGGCAUUAGAAAACCUGAGUUUUAGGUGAAGCACCACAUUGUGGUGUGUGCUUUUGGAUUAUGCAACCUGUGUCUGCUGUAACUGAAUGUAAGCACUGUUGAGAUGCUCUGCUUUGCUGGUGCGAUUGUCUUAAAAUACAGCAAAUGAACCAAAAUAAGUAAAACUGGCCCAACUGCCUUUGAACCUUUCUUACAAGCUUGCGGUGGCUGAGGCUUGGUGAUAUUUCUUGCACUUAGAGUUCGAAUUACUUUCUCCUUCACUGAUUGUCAGGUAGAGAGAAAUUAAUUCCCUUUCUGAUGCCCUUGUAGAGCACUGUACCCUCUUAGUUCUCAGAGCCCUACCGACUAAGACCAAGGCUCCCACCCUCCAGGAGAGCUGUUCUGACAAGGUUUUUAAGCAAAGCAGUUGCUUAAUUGUGAAGCUGCAUUCAGGUGCUCCUUGGGCCCAUCUGCAUUGCUGAAAGCGUUCUGGACAAACCAUGAUCUUUGCUUCUGAAACCCAGAGAUGCUGAUGAUGUCAGUCACAUGAGACUUAAUAAUGUGAAGUUUGUAGCUUUAACUUUUUUGUAACAAAUUAGCAACACUGGCAUAAAGUGCUGACUUGAAAUGCUCUUUUGUAAGGUCUGCCUGUUUGUAUAUAAUAGUGUUGGGUCUUUAGUUUAUGUAUGUAUGAAAUAGUAACUUUUACUGCAUUCCUCUGAGUUUGAUACAGGAGGUUGUGUUUGAUCUUUCUCAACAUUUCUUGCCUUAUUUGUUUAAAAGGGCAAAUAAACUGUCCU
Molecule: messenger RNA, 4082 nt
Organism: Lagopus leucura (white-tailed ptarmigan)
Lineage: Eukaryota; Metazoa; Chordata; Aves; Galliformes; Phasianidae
Gene: STK4
Product: serine/threonine kinase 4
Exons: 11
Coding region: 54-1514 (486 amino acids)
Biological process (GO): regulation of MAPK cascade; intracellular signal transduction; protein tetramerization
Cellular component (GO): cytoplasm
Molecular function (GO): ATP binding; protein serine/threonine kinase activity
Source: RefSeq, a predicted model, not a curated record